CCCAAAUCUCAUGGCCCGGGAAAAUAGUGCUAGGCAGCGAGCAUUGAUCCAUUCUGUAUAAAUAAAUAGUCAGGUAGAAUUCUGCAACGAUUCUUGACAACAAUGGCGAAGAAGCAAGUGCCAGCAGAGAGAACCAGGAAGAAGAACAACUCCAAAAUCCAUAUCAAAAGCAAGAGUAAAAACAAAAGCAGAAAUUUCACCACCCAAAACAAAAGCAGAAACAAGAUCAGGAAAACAGCCAAUGAUGAUGCUUCCAGUGAGGAGACAGAAGUCCUCGUCGUGCCGUCAUCGAGCACAGAAUCUCAAAAUGACGAAGUUGUUGGAUCCAGCGAAGAGGCGGAGGAGGACGACGUAAGCGAAAGAAGCCCGAGUGAUGAAGAUGAGAAGGAAGAAAAGAAGAAGCCCAAAAGCAUUAAAAAGAAAGGUAAAAGGAAGGAUGUUAAAAAUAAGGGAAAAAGGAGAAGUAGAAAAGCAGCAGAAGAAGAGGAGAAGAGGGAGAAUGCGCUAUAUAGGUUCCCGAUGAAUCGGGUCAGUCGAAUUAUCAAGAGCGAGAAUUCGGAUCUGCGAAUUUCGCAGGAGGCCGUUUUCCUCAUCAAUAGAGCUUCGGAGAAGUUUCUUCAACUGUUCUGCAGGGAGGCUUAUGCUUGCACAUUUCUUGAUCGCAAAAACUAUACUGCGUACAACCAUUUGUGCUCAAGGUGCGUGUCUGAAUAAUGGCAGCAUCAGUAGUCUCUAAGAGAAAGCGGUUUGAUUUCCUCUCAGAUUUUAUUCCUGAGAAGCUGAAGGCUGAGGAUGCUUUAGCAGAAAACCCAGAGGCUGAGAAAUGACCCAUAUUUAUUUUCAGGAGUUGAGAGUACACUCCAACAAUUGUUUUGCAGGAACUGACUCAGUGUUGUCUUUCUAGGGGGUAAUUCUGCAUUUGCCGGUGGCCGUUUGUUGCAGAAUUCUAAAAGAUAUAUUCUGAUUAGUGUUUCAUUUUUCUUUAUGAGCUUCAUGCUCUGUUGUGGGUACUAAUCUAGGAAGAGUAGCAAGCAUCCUGAAGAGAAAUUACCUGUAUCUCUAGUCUUAAACAUCCCCAGGAAUGCUCACUUGUAGAAGACUGAAAUUCAUCAAAAAUAGAAAAAUUUUCCAGUGUACUUUACUGUGUGCUCUGCUUUGAAGUUGGGUUUUGGUCCGCCAGCAGCUUUGGGUUUAUGAUUUAUAUCUGUAUCUCUUGUGGACAUGCAAUUUUCUUAUGUAAAGAUCAGAUUCAAUCUGGUGUUCUGACUGAAAGAUCACUGGAGAAAGAGAUAGCCGUCUGACUAACAAACGAAUGAUGUUUCCAGGGCUGGUUUACAUGAAGUUCACAAGUUUCAGGUACAUUUAUGAUUUUCAU
This is a messenger RNA of Sesamum indicum (sesame), 1375 nucleotides long. It is a transcript of the gene NF-YC10, whose product is annotated as nuclear factor Y, subunit C10. The record is from RefSeq and is a predicted model, not a curated record. Gene Ontology annotation, biological process: regulation of DNA-templated transcription. Gene Ontology annotation, cellular component: nucleus. NCBI's taxonomy places the organism in Eukaryota, Viridiplantae, Streptophyta, Magnoliopsida, Lamiales, Pedaliaceae. Gene Ontology annotation, molecular function: transcription cis-regulatory region binding; protein heterodimerization activity.